This is a messenger RNA of Trichoderma citrinoviride, 537 nucleotides long. RefSeq lists its product as hypothetical. NCBI's taxonomy places the organism in Eukaryota, Fungi, Ascomycota, Sordariomycetes, Hypocreales, Hypocreaceae. Bases 1 to 537 code for a protein of 178 amino acids. The record is from RefSeq and is a predicted model, not a curated record. The transcript has a single exon.
AUGAAGGCCCAAACCCUCGCUGUCGUUGCCCUUGGCCUCUUCGCCGGAGAGUCACUCGGCCAGUCCGUGCCGCCCAUCGUGUCGUCCGUGUCGGCCGAGAUCUCGUCCGCCAUCGCCUCGGGCAGCGCCAUUGCCUCGAGCGUGGCCUCGCAGGCCUCGUCCGUGGCCAGCAGCAUCGAGAGCGCGGCCUCGUCGGUCGCCUCCAGCGUGACCGGCAGCAGCACCACCGGCACCGGCGCCAGCACCACCACCAGCUCCGCGACGACGCUGACGACGACGGUGCCCGUCAGCACCACCGUCACCUCGGUCGAGUCGGGCACCACCGAGCCGGCCACCACCAUCCCCGGCACCACCAACAGCCAGACCACCCGGGCUGCCACCACCAUCCCCGGAACCACCAUCUCUCCCACCACCCGCGUCUUCACCACCACCUCUGCCUCCACCUCCACCUCCACCGGCCUGGCCAUCGCCCCUACUGCUGAUGCCAAGCUGCUGGCCCCCAUCCUGGGUGCUGCCGCCGCCGUCCUGAUGCUGUAA